Molecule: messenger RNA, 1110 nt
Organism: Metarhizium album ARSEF 1941
Lineage: Eukaryota; Fungi; Ascomycota; Sordariomycetes; Hypocreales; Clavicipitaceae
Product: pre-mRNA cleavage complex II protein Clp1
Exons: 2
Coding region: 1-1110 (369 amino acids)
Biological process (GO): inositol phosphate biosynthetic process; phosphatidylinositol phosphate biosynthetic process
Cellular component (GO): nucleus; cytoplasm
Molecular function (GO): inositol hexakisphosphate kinase activity; inositol-1,4,5,6-tetrakisphosphate 3-kinase activity
Source: RefSeq, a predicted model, not a curated record
AUGCCGGCGGCCAAGGAAAAGGAACUCCCCCGUGUUGACCAACUUCAAGACUACGACUAUGCCGUGGCUGGACAUGAUGGGACCAUGUGCGACCCCGACGGCUCGAUUUUCGUCAAGCCUUGCACCCAAGCCGAAAUCAACUUCUACGAGACCACCAAGUCAAAGUAUCCCGCCUUUGCCAGUCUUAUGCCAGUCUACCUCGGCUGCCUAUCGUUAAACGGCGCCGGCGCCGAUCAGGUUGGCAUCGACCAAGCUGGGGCAGGCGUCAUUCCGGACGGCGCCCUACAAACCGUGGAUGGGGGCCUGCUCGCAUCGAUCGGAGAGAGAAUUGUCAGUGCCACUCAAGAUGUCCAAGCCCAGGGUGCCGUUAUGUGGGUGCCUUCCGAAGGAAAGAAGAUCCAGACAGACACGUCUGUCGUGCUCGAGAACUUGACGUAUGGCUUCCACAAGCCCAAUGUCCUCGACAUCAAAUUGGGGACCCGUCUAUAUGCCGACGAUGCGCCUAAGCAAAAGCAGGAGCGAUUUCAAAAGCUUAGCCGAGAGACGACCCACCACAAAUUUGGAUUCCGCAUCGCCGGCAUGCGCGUUUUCCGCGGGUCCGAAAACCAUGUUGAAUUGAAUUGUGACGAGUACAAGAUUUACGACAAGGACUAUGGGCGAUACACGGUCAACGAUGACAAUGUGUUGGAUGAACUCAAGCGAUUCGUCUUCAACAAGGCUGCGGGUAUUGACGAGAACCUGGGCAGGGCCAUUUGCGAGGCUUUUGCCAAAGACCUUGGCGACAUGGUUGAAGUCAUGUCUGACCAUGAAUUCCACACGUUCUCGACGUCACUUCUGCUUGUGUUUGAAGGUGAUGGCAAGAUGCUUCGCAAAGCCAUUGAUGCCAACAACGAGUACGUAGACGGCGCAACCGACCCUCCGGCUACCAAGCGAAUUGAUAGUGGCAUUUGCUUGGACGAUGAGGACGAGGUUCCAGCGCUGCCGCCCGUGUUCAGGCUCAAGCUCAUCGAUUUCGCCCACGCUGCGUGGAAACCGGGAUCGGGCACAGACGAAAAUACCAUCAAGGGCGUGAGAAGCUUGCAGAGACUCUUCUCAGAAAUGGCGCAAUGA